GGGUGCUGAACUGGAGGAUCCUGAGUCCCUGGUGAGGAGCCAACCCACCAUGGUGACACUAGUGGUAGGUGCCGAGUGCUAUGACAUAAUGGCCAUGGUGGGGAAGGGGACCUUUGGACAGGUGAUGCAGGGGCAGUGCAGGAGCACUGGGGAGAUGGUGGCCAUCAAGAUCCUGAAGAACUGUGAUCACGAUGGCCAAAUAGUGAAGAAUGAACUGAGGCUGCUGCAGGCCUUGAGGGAGGGGGACACAAAGGACUCUCACAUCAUCCAUUUCCUCGAGUCCUUCAGUGACACGGUCUGGACCUACCUGGUCUUCGAGCUGCUGCAGCAAAACCUCUUUGACUUCCAAAAGCAGAGCAACUUCUCACCGCUGCCGGUGCGCCACAUCCGCACCAUCGCAGCGCAGGUGCUGCUGGCCCUGCUGAAGCUGAAGGAGCUCUCCAUCAUCCACGCUGACCUUAAGCCAGAGAACAUCAUGCUGGUGGACCAUGCCCGCUAUCCAUUCCGCAUCAAGCUCGUUGACUUCGGCUCGGCCAUCCUCCUCCCUGAGGUGUGCCAUGUGCAGGAGCCCUACAUCCAAACCCGCUUCUACCGGGCACCGGAGAUCUUGCUGGGGCUGCCCUUCUGUGAGAAGGUGGACAUCUGGUCUUUGGGAUGUGUGAUGGCCGAGCUCCACUUGGGUUGGCCCCUCUACCCUGGCAAUGAUGAGUAUGACCAGAUAUGCUACAUCUGCUCCACCUUGGGGCUACCCCGGGCUGAGCUGCUCUACGCUGCUCAGAAGACACGGUCCUUCUUCCAACGUGUGCCAUGUUCCAGCGGUACCUGGCAGCUCAAACCACCCAGGAAGGUGAUGGCAAAGCCCAUGGAGAGGAGGGAGCAUAUCUUUUCCUCACUGGAUCAGCUGGCGGUGGUGAAUGUCUGCCCGACGGCUGAUCCUGACCAGGAGGAGCUGGCCAAGCGCUGUGAUCUGUACAGGAUGGUGGAGCUGCUCAAGAGGAUGCUCACCUGGGACUCUCAUGAGCGAAUCACACCCAGUGCUGCCCUUCACCAUCCCUUCAUCUCCAUGCAGGAGGUGAAGACCAGAUUCGAGGCCACCCGGUACUACCAGCUCAGUCAGGAAGACCUGAGGGUAUCCUGUAAGGAUUCCAGCAUAGCCAAGAUCUUCCCCAGCACAGAGAAAGGUGCCUUCAUCCCUGCCAGUCAGGGGGGGAUCCAGAAGGCCACUGCCCAGAUGGAUGGGCUCAGCCUGGCUGAGCCAGCUGGGGACACUAGUGACAAGUGUCAGCAGGACCUCUGCCAAGCCUCCAGCCCCACCCACUGUGGAAGUCAGUACUGUCAGCACCACUGGUGUCCCCAGAUGGAGCCCACCAAGGGUCACUUGACCGUGCUGGGGUCUCCCAGCAGAAUGAAACGGUACAGCCACUGGUAUGGCAGCCCAGUCCUUGGUGGCAUCAUGAAACAGAACCUGCCUGGAAGAUGCUACAGCUCAUCCUGUGCCAAGACAGCUCUGGUGAUGUGGCGCAACCCCAAGCCCCCAGGGAUUUGGAGAAUGGGCUUCAGAGGCUGGGCUGGGACCCCCCUGCAGUGCUCAGAACGCUUCUACCACAGAGCCAGUGGCACUCCCAGCACCACUGAGACCCCACAGCAACCCUUGCAUUCGCUCCAGCAGCCCAGAGCUUGCAAGAGACCUUCUUCUUCCUCACCCUCAAGCACCCCAACAGCCAAAACCCAGCGCCUUGCUGGUGGAGACAACAGCCAGGGCUGCAACAGAACAUACUGUGCCAGAUGCUACCGGCUCUGUUUCUCACAUUGAU
Ficedula albicollis (Collared flycatcher) is the source of this 1814-nucleotide messenger RNA. It is a transcript of the gene HIPK4, whose product is annotated as homeodomain interacting protein kinase 4. Gene Ontology annotation, biological process: peptidyl-serine phosphorylation; peptidyl-threonine phosphorylation. The record is from RefSeq and is a predicted model, not a curated record. The transcript has 2 exons. Gene Ontology annotation, cellular component: cytoplasm; nucleus. NCBI's taxonomy places the organism in Eukaryota, Metazoa, Chordata, Aves, Passeriformes, Muscicapidae. The coding region runs from base 50 to 1813 and encodes 587 amino acids. Gene Ontology annotation, molecular function: protein serine/threonine kinase activity; protein tyrosine kinase activity; ATP binding.